CUCCAUCCAAGAUGAUGCUCUUCUCGGUGGCAGGACCAGAAAAAAACAGCCCAGUCUUUCCCAGGUACCACCUAGAGAGCCAGCCACUGUGGCUCACCUGCUGUGGAGGAAGUGGCUAUGAAUGUUCCAAGUAUAUAGUCUGAAGCCAGCAUAUCUGCCAAGAGCCACUGUCUGAGGUGCUGUCACCCUGGGGAUGUCCAUGGAGCAAGACACCAGAGCACUUCUGCCCACCCAGGGCACUGCCUGGGCUACAGCCUCUGUCCCAGUCGCCAGGCUCCAGGGUCCCCAGGGAGACUCCCACCAGGCCUGCUCUCAGGAGCCUCACAGCCUUUCCAGUGUUGAGGCACCCUACUGCGACCUGCCUCUCUGCCCACCGGCCCUGCAGGACCCACUCCACACCACCACCUGUGUUGGCCAGUCUGUGGACAACCUUGGCCUUGGGCAGGAACCUCAGAGGGUCUGGUCCCCAACAACAGCUCUCCCUGCAGAGGGCCCUGCCACUGCUCCAAGGAACAGGCACCAGGACCCUGAGGGGAUACCCUAUCUGGAGGGCGUGGCCUGUAGUAGCUGCACCUCCGAAGACCAAGACCAGGACCCCAACUCCAACACCAGUUCCAGCCAAGACAGCAAUACCCCUCAUGAUACUAGCAAUUCCUCUUCUGUGGAUUGGGACACUGUUGAGAGGCCAGGGGAGGUCCCCAACGGGAACACAGUCACCGAGAUGAUCCCAAGGAGGCCUCAGGAAGGACUGAGACCUGACAGUGCUGGAAAGGCUACCAGAUCCCCAGGCAGAGGAGACACAGCAGGCCAGAGGAAGGAGAAUUCUGGCAGUGGUGGACAGAGCGCUGGCCAGCACUGGGCGAAGCUGCGAUCGGAAAGUGGCUACUUCUCUCUGGAGCGACAGCGCUCAGGGCAAACCCAGGCUUCCUCCGGGAUACCACCGGGCGGACCUCGGAGCACCACUCAGGCUUCUUCUGUUCAAAGAGAUGUUUUCCAGGCUGCGUCUGCACAAGAAGCUCCCCAAACCUCCUCUCUGCCACGAAACACCCAAAGGGACACCCAGUGGAGCACCCCUAGAACUUCCUCUCCUUCCAGAGUAUCCCAGCGGGACACUCCUAGAAUCAUGACCACCCAGCGAAAGAAUACUCCACUUUCCUCUCCCCUCAGAACCACUCCUGAGACCCUGAAGACCUCUGCACCAGAAGAUGGCCCCCAUGCUACAUCACCUCCAUGCGCCCAAGACUCCUCUCUCAAUAGAACCACCCAGCGGGAUAGCUCUAGAACUUCCUGUGCCCAGAGGGACAAUCCCAGGACCUCUUCUCCCAACAGAACCACCCAGCGGGAUAACCCCAGGACUUCUUGUUCCCAGAGGGACAAUCCCAGGACCUCCUCUCCCAACAGAACCACCCAGCGGGAUAACCCCAGGACUUCUUGUGCCCAGAGGGACAAUCCCAGGACCUCUUCUCCCAACAGAACCACCCAGCGGGAUAACCCCAGGACUUCUUGUGCCCAGAGGGACAAUCCCAGGACCUCCUCUCCCAACAGAACCACCCAGCGGGAUAACCCCAGGACUUCUUGUGCCCAGAGGGACAAUCCCAGGACCUCUUCUCCCAACAGAACCACCCAGCGGGAUAACCCCAGAACUUCUUGUGCCCAGCGGGACAACCCCAGAACUUCCUGUGUAUCACAGAAUACCCCCAGAACCCCUUCUACCCAAGUAGACAAGACUACAGCUUCCUGCAGCAGAUGGGAACACCUCCGAAGCGCCUGCACCCAACGAGACAACCCCAGGACCAUCUCUCAAGGCUGCACCCAAAAGAACAACCCAAGACCAUCCUCUCCCCGCCGUGCCACUCAGGGGAGUAGUUCCAGAAACCCUUCUCCCCACCGUACCAACAAAGAUAUCCCUUGGGCUUCCUUUCCCCUUCGGCCAACACAGAGUGACAGUCCCCGAACCUCAUCUCCAUCACGCUCCAAACAAAACCAGGUGCCUUGGGCAUCCAUUUCUCUCCGGCCAACCCAAGGGGACAAGCCUCAGACCUCACCUCCAACCAAGCUAGCUCAUAAUGACUCUCCCCAGCAGUAUUCGGCAUCCCUGGCCAUCUCUGCCCCCUCCUCUCAUAACCCUGGCCAUCCCAGUGCCUCUAGGACUUCAGCGCCUCUUCACCCAGCACCACGAGGGACUCCCCAGACCUCUUUGGAGUCCUCUCAGCCACCAUGUGCUGUGUGUAUUGGGCACCGGGACGCACCUCGCGCCUCUUCCCCACCUCGCUAUUUUCAGUAUGACCCUUUUCCCUUUUUCCCAGAUUCCCGCUCGUCUGAGAGCGAAUCGCCCCAUCAUGAACCCCCCUACAUGCCGCCUGUAGUGUGUAUUGGGCACCGUGAUGCCCCCCGGGCCACUUCACCACCUCGUCACACCCAGUUUGAUCCCUUUCCCUUCCUCCCGGACACAUCAGAUGCCGAGAAUGAGUCCCCCCAGCACGAUCCCCCUCAGUUUCCCCCGCCGGUAUGCAUCGGGUACCGCGAUGCUCCACGGGCCUCUUCCCCACCACGCCAGUUCCCAGAGCCCUCCUUCUUCCAAGAUCUCCCCAGGGCCAGCACAGAGAGCCUUGUCCCUUCCACAGACUCUCUGCAUGAGCCGCCCCACAUUCCCACUCCUGUGUGUAUCGGGCACAGAGACGCUCCCUCCUUCUCUUCCCCACCACGGCAGGCCCCUGAGCCUUCCCUCUUUUUCCAGGAUCCUCCUGGGACCAGUAUGGAGAGUCUUGCCCCUUCCAUUGAGUCUCUGCAUGGCUCCCCACUGCUGAACCCCCAAGUAUGCAUCGGCCAUCGGGAUGCACCCAGAGCCUCCUCUCCUCCCCGACACCCACCUAGUGACGUAGGUCUCCUGGCACCCUCACCUCCACCAGGUAGCUCAGGCUCCCGGGGCUCAGCACCCCCAGGGGAGACCAGACACAACUUGGAGAGGGAGGAGUACACCAUGCUGGCUGACCUGCCCCCACCCAGGAGGCUGGCUCAGAGGGGGCCAGAGCCCCAGGCCCAGGGCAGCAACGAGGGCCGUACCCGCAGCCCUGGCCGAGCAGAGGUGGAGCGCCUCUUCGGGCAAGAGCGCAGGAAAUCGGAGGCACCGGGGGCCUUCCAGACUCGGAAUGAGGGACGGUCACAGCGGCCCAGCCAAGGUCAGAGCCAACUUCGAAGACAGUCCAGUCCUGCCCCCAGCAGGCAGGUGACCAAGCCCUCUGCCAAGCAGGCAGAGCCAACCCGGCAGAGCCGGACAGGACCUCCACAUCCUAAGGGUCCUGAAAAGCAGCCUGAGGGAGACCGGCAGCUCCAGAGGACCUCACUACCUGCCAGGACAUCAGCCAGGCCCCCUGAGAGGAAGGCUCAGAUAGAGAGGCAUCUGGAGAGUGGCUACAGUGGCCUGAGGCAGCCUCUGGGAGAGUGGCAGAGCCAGGAGGGGCUGUCAGGACCCCAAAGUCCUAACAGACACCCAGAAAAAAGCUGGGGCAACCAGGAGGAGGGCCCAAGCCUGGGGGGUUGGCCAGAACUUGGGGGUCCCAGCCUGGAGGGGAUAUGGAGGGACCCUCCUCAGGAGCACAGAGAAAGGUGGGGACAGUCAGAGGCCUGGGAGGAGCCUCCCAGUAAUGGGAUACAAGGGGGCCCCCCAAGGGGCCAAGGUAGCCUUCAGGGGUUGUCCAGGCCCCACCAGCCUGCACGUUCCCCAGAGAACUCCUGGGCAGGCCCAGCAGAAUGCUUGUGUGCCCGGCAGCCUGAGGCCAGCACUGCCAUGGGCUGGAGGGCUGAGGGAGCAUCCUCACCUCAGCAUAGUGCUGAGAGGCCGCCCGACCUAGAUUGGAGGGAUCUGCUAGGCCUUCUCCGGGCACCUGAGGAUGGGGCCUGGACCCGGCUCCCAAGGCUGGACUGGGAAGGCCUCCUGGAGCUCCUGCAAGCUAGGCUGCCCCAAAAGGACCCGGCUAAGCACUGGCAUGAUCCAGCCAAAGCUUCAGGACCAGAGCUGGGCUCCUCAGGCACAGAGGACACCCUGAAGACAGAGUCGCAAACCCAGCCUGAAGGAUGGGCCAAGGCCACCCUAGCCAAUGGACACAGGCCUGGUCAGCAGUCUGAGGGCCCAGCACAGCUACCCAGCCCUGCUUGUACCUCCACCCAGUGGCCAACAACGAAAGUGACAAGUGGACCAGAAACUUCACCUCUGGCUGCUCUGGAGAAGAUAGAUCACCAAGAGAGCCACAGCCCACCAGACCUGGCGUUCCAGCCAGAGGAACCUGAGGCGACAGAACCAAGCAGAGGCGAAGACUCACGGGCUGACCAGAAGCAGGCUGACUCGGCAGACAAGAGGCCAGCAGAGGGCAAGGCUGGGAGCCCACUCAAGGGCCGACUGGUGACUUCAUGGCGGAUGCCCGGGGACCGGCCCGCGCUGUUCAAUCCAUACCUGCUGUCUCUGGGGGUCCUCAGGUGGCAAAGGCCCGAUCUGCUCAACUUCAAGAAGGGAUGGAUGUCGAUCUUGGAUGAGCCUGGAGAGUGGAAAAAGCAUUGGUUCGUGCUGACGGAUUCAAGCCUCAAAUAUUACAGAGACUCCACGGCUGAGGAGGCAGAUGAGCUGGAUGGCGAGAUCGACCUGCGAUCCUGCACAGAUGUCACGGAGUAUGCCGUCCAGCGCAACUAUGGCUUCCAGAUCCAUACCAAGGAUGCCAUUUAUACCUUGUCGGCCAUGACCUCGGGCAUCCGGCGGAACUGGAUUGAGGCUCUCAGGAAGACUGUGCGACCAACUUCAGCCCCAGAUGUCACCAAGCUCUCAGAAUGCAAUAAGGAAAACACGCUGCACGGCUAUGGCACCCAGAAGAGCUCCCUGAAGAUAGGGGAGCAGCGGACAGGCUCUGAGGUUAUCGGCCGGGGUGGUCCUCGGAAGGUGGAUGGACCGCGGCAGUCACUGGACUACGUGGAACUCUCUCCAUUAACGCCAAGCUCCCCACAGCGCAUGCGCACGCUGUCCCGCUCCACUCCUGAGCGCCCAACCAAACAGGAGGAUCUGGAGCGGGACCUGGCACAACGCUCUGAGGAAAGACGCAAGUGGUUCGAGUCCACGGACAGCAGGACCCCAGAGACGCCCAGUGGUGAUGGGUCUCGAAGGGGCCUGGGUGCCCCCCUGACUGAUGACCAGCAGAGCAGACUCAGUGAGGAGAUUGAAAAGAAGUGGCAGGAAUUGGAAAAGCUGCCCCUGCGGGAGAACAAGCGAGUGCCGCUCACUGCCCUGCUCAACCAAGGCCACAGCGACCGCCGGGGACCUACAAGUGACAGCCAUGAGGCCCUGGAGAAGGAGGUCCAGUCUCUCCGUGCCCAGCUGGAGGCUUGGCGUCUCCGAGGGGAAGCUCCUCAGAAUGCACCCAGACUCCAGGAGGACAGCCAUAUCCCUCCAGGCUACAUCUCGCAGGAAGCCUGUGAGCGCAGCCUGGCAGAGAUGGAGUCCUCGCACCAGCAGGUGAUGGAGCAGCUGCAGCGGCACCAUGAGCGAGAGCUGCAGAGACUGCAGCAGGAGAAGGAGUGGCUACUGGCUGAGGAGACAGCGGCCACAGCCUCCGCCAUUGAAGCCAUGAAGAAGGCAUAUCAAGAAGAGCUGAGCCGGGAGCUGAGCAAAACACGGAGUCUCCAGCAAGGCCCAGAUAGCCUUCGGAAGCAACACCAGUUGGACAUGGAGGCGCUGAAACAGGAGCUGCAGGUGCUGUCUGAGAGGUACUCGCAGAAGUGCCUGGAGAUCGGGGCCCUGACAAGGCAGGCAGAGGAGCGCGAGCACACCCUGCGGUGCUGCCAGCAGGAGGGCCAGGAGCUGCUGCGCCACAACCAGGAGCUGCACUCCCACCUGUCGGAGGAGAUCGACCGCCUGCGCAGCUUCAUCGCCUCUCAGGGCACAGGCAACAGCUGCGGGCGCAGCAAUGAGAGGAGCUCCUGUGAGCUGGAGGUGCUACUGCGAGUGAAGGAGAAUGAACUCCAGUACCUGAAAAAGGAGGUGCAGUGUCUCCGGGAUGAGCUCCAGGUGAUACAGAAGGACAAGCGCUUCACAGGAAAGUACCAGGACGUGUACGUGGAGCUGAACCACAUCAAGACUCGGUCGGAGAGAGAGAUCGAGCAGCUGAAGGAGCACCUGCGCCUGGCCAUGGCUGCCCUGCAGGAGAAGGAGGCUGUGAGGAACAGCUUGGCUGAGUAGAGGUCCCUGUGCUUCCCAUCAGCUGAGGACCCUCCAGCCCCAGGGGACCAGCCACCUUCCUUCUCUGACAGAAGUCAGAAGCCAAGCUUUCUCCCCACCCUGGGUCACAUGUGCGUGCACUCACACCACACACACACACACACACACACACACACACACAUGCACAUACAUUUAUGCACACACACGUGCACAUUUAUGCACACGUGCACAUACAUUUACACACACACACACACACUGCGGAUCUGAGCUCGUCCCUUGCAUAGGGUCUUACCUUGCACCUUCUUCAGGAUUUUAUAUGUGAAGAGAUUUUUAUAUAGUUUUUUUUUUUUUUUUUUUUUUUUUUUGCCUUUUGUUUUCUAAAACAUUUAAACUUUUAAAAAAGGCAAUACUUGGUGGCGUGUUCCUCCCGCACUGGCUCUUGCUCCUCUCUGAUCCCCGGCUUGGCCCUCCUUCCUACCCUGGGUGCCUCACAAAGGCCCAGGCAGGGCCAGGGUGAGUUGACCAGAGGGAGAAGGCAAGGAGCAGCCCUCUCUUCCUGCCCUGGCCUCUGGACAGGGGGACCCAUGGGCAGAGGGACGAGCCAGUACCUGUCCCCAUAGUUCUGCCCCUCUGAGGGGCGCUGGGUGUGGACCUCCAGCGUCACCCAUGAAGACGCUUCUCUUCUGUUCCAUGAGUCAUCCUAACUUAAUAAAACCUUCUAGCAACUCA
This is a messenger RNA of Arvicanthis niloticus (Nile rat), 6928 nucleotides long. The record is from RefSeq and is a predicted model, not a curated record. Lineage: Eukaryota; Metazoa; Chordata; Mammalia; Rodentia; Muridae.